Molecule: messenger RNA, 2193 nt
Organism: Stegostoma tigrinum
Lineage: Eukaryota; Metazoa; Chordata; Chondrichthyes; Orectolobiformes; Stegostomatidae
Gene: ccnb3
Product: cyclin B3
Exons: 12
Coding region: 289-1524 (411 amino acids)
Biological process (GO): mitotic cell cycle phase transition; regulation of cyclin-dependent protein serine/threonine kinase activity
Cellular component (GO): cyclin-dependent protein kinase holoenzyme complex; cytoplasm; centrosome
Molecular function (GO): cyclin-dependent protein serine/threonine kinase regulator activity
Source: RefSeq, a predicted model, not a curated record
UCAAAAAAAAGGUGAGUGAGACUAGAAGAGCAAGAGCGGGUGGUGUACGUGGGGAAAGGAGUUAUUUAUUGUCUAUUACCCAACAAUCUAUACCUUGAACAGAGCACGGGCAAUAGUGCUGCCCUAUACUUCGGGAAGGCUCCGUCCUCAACUCUGCAUUAGUCUCCCAUCCAACCUGGUGGUUUCGAUCAGUAUCGCUCUCAUAAGGUUGGAGGUUCAGCAGGCUAUCUGGUCCUUUUCUUUCCCAGUUCCCCUCUUUCCCCACCCUCCUACAGGCUUGUCGGAGCAAUGCCGCAAGCCUCGGAAGCAAAAAACGCUCAACAUGGACCAUUUGGGAAAGAGCCUUCAAUAAUGGAGAAGGAUGAUGGCUUUCAAAUCAAACGUUCCCCUUCUUCACCCCAGGGUGGGCCCAAGAAGAGAUCAGCUUUUGAAGACCUCACAAAUGCUAAACAAGGUCAAGAUCUGGUUUCAAAGAAAAAACCUGGGAAGGUCGUGGGUAAGAAAACGCAAAAAAGUGUCAUUGCACAAGAAACAUUAAAAAACGAAGAGAAUAAUUUAAAAAGUACAGGACCUAAAGCUUCUUUGGAGCAUCAGGACAAUGCAGGAGAACAGAAAAUAUGUAAGGUGCCAGCACCAUCAGAGGAAAAAGCAGCUGAUGUAAAUAAAUCAGCAGACCUGAAGUUGCCUGCCUAUGAUGAAGUUGAUGAAGAGAAUUUGAAAGACCCAUUCCUGAAUGCAAUCUAUGCAAAUGAUAUAUUCAACUAUAUGAAGGAGAGGGAGAAACAAUUUGUUCUAAAAGGCUAUAUGGAAAAGCAACCAGACCUAAACAUUGAGAUGAGGGGAAUUUUGGUCGACUGGAUGGUUGAGGUACAGGAAAAUUUUGAACUGAAUCAUGAGACUCUGUACCUAGCAGUUAAGCUAGUGGAUCAUUACCUGGCCGUGGCAGUGUGUAUGAGAGAAACGCUACAACUUCUGGGUUCCACUGCAAUCCUCAUUGCUGCAAAGUUUGAUGAACGCUGUCCUCCCUGUGUGGAUGAUUUCUUGUACAUUUGUGAUGAUGCAUAUCAAAGGGAGGAACUGCUUUCAAUGGAGGUGAACAUUCUCCGAACCUUGAAGUUUGAUAUCAAUAUUCCUGUGGCCUAUCGAUUCUUGAGAAGAUAUGCAAAGUGUGCGAGAGCUAACCUCGAGACAUUGACGCUUGCUCGUUAUAUCUGUGAGUUGACCCUGCAGGAAUAUGAGUUUAUCUGGGAGAGUGCUUCUAAAUUAGCAGCAUCCUGCCUGCUGCUGGCCCUAAAGAUGAAAGAGCUUGGAGGAUGGACUCCAACUCUGGAACAUUACACUGGAUAUCACAUCACUGACUUGCACUCACUGGUGAGGAGACUAAACCUUUUACUUUACAGUAAGCCGGAUGAAAAGUUGAAGGCUGUGCGGUACAAGUACGCUCACAAGGUAUUCUUUGAAGUAGCAAAAAUUCCACCUGUCGAUGUACUGAAGUUAGAAGACGAGUUGAAGGAGGAUACAUGAUCAAAUGAAAUCCAGACAGCUGGGAAAGUGGUGUUGUAUCAUCUGCAGUCAUAAAGCUGAUCUUGUGUUGUGUAUAUAGUGUAUAAAUACUUGUAUUGCUUUACUGUACCUCUGCUAAGCAGAAACAAUUGUGUAAUUAAUCAUAAUUGUCACUUUUAUAAUGUAACUAACAAAUUCAAAGUACCUGAAUACCAAAAUCUCUAAGACAGAAAGAGGCUGAUCAGAUCAAAACAGCAAGUUCAACAGUUUUUUUUUUCCUGCCCCAAUUUAAAACUUUGAAUGUAGAGUAAAUGACAAUUAGCAGUUGGCCUGUGAAAAAUGUGGCACAGCCUGUCUCUCUUUUUUAUUUCCCAGAAGAACGUUUAAAAUUUAAAUAGUCAUAAUAUAUUAGACAUUUGAUUUCUUAAACUUCAAGUUUAAAAAAGUAACUUCUUAACAUUAUAGAUUAAAGAUAACUAUUUAAAAAAUAUUGUUUUUGUUGAAAGAAUUAAGGUACUAAGUGUCCUGCUCUUAGCAACAUAUGAUGUUCUGUUCCUCUACCAUGUGAGUGAAAUUGUUCCUUUCUUUGAACUGAAAGUAAAUUUUUCACUUUACUUGCGCCACCUGCCAACAUUCCCCCACGCACCACCCCCACCACACGUGCCGCCCUUCUCUCGCCGCCCCCCCCCC